CGGCGAUUGGCUGGGUGGCGUUGUCCAAGUUGCGCAGAGUUUCUUCAUCACCCCUGCAGAUACCCUUGGCCUUUCCCAUCCUCUGUCACUGUCUAUUCAACAUCUACCAUGAAUCGACCUAGAGAAAGCCUUCUCACCAUGUUCGACCCUCUGUUUGGUUCUGUCUCUCAGCAGAAUGGUGGCGAUAGUUCUGUUGAAUUGGAUGAUUACGACUCGGAGAAGGAGAAUAACAUGCCAUUGGGAGAUGUAACGAUGAUAUCGUUUUUCAAUGGAGCCCUGAAACCCAAGGCCUGCCCACAGCCUGCCCCGCUCAAGCGUCGUCUUGUUGAUAUUGGAGAUGUCACAGUUGACAGCACAUUGCUUAUGAACGAGGUACUGGAAGAGAUUGGAGAGGACGAAGAGUCAGAAGAUGAGAAUAGUACGAUUAUCUUGGGACCAAUUGGCAAGACUCCAAUGGCUCCAAGUAGCGUAGAGAUCGUUGCGACUCCUCGUUUAAAUCCUCGCGCACCGUUCGCUGAACUUCGAAUGGAACGGGAGGUUACGCCCGUAGCUCACAAGCGUUUGCUGACUCGUCAGAAGCAGCACACCAACCCCACCACUGCCAAUGACUCUGCGGCCCAACCACAUUCUUCGCUUUCUUCUCUAAUCGAUGCAGUCACUUCGGCAGGCGUUUCUUUCGCGGGCUCGAAGCCGACUCUCUCGGAGGCCUGGCCCAACGUUGUCCCUGUUUCUCCAAAGGUGUCCGAAGUCACUAUCAUAUCUCCAUUUCAGACCUCUCCAACGAAUAUCCCUCUUCCAUCAUCACCAAUUGACGUGAGUGAGCUUGAUGCCCCUACCCCUCGUCCACGAAAACCGCCGCCGUCUGUGCGCGACCAUGAUCGCCGGUCUCUGGAUCUACAUGCCUCUUUCCAGCUUCAGUUCGGCUCGGCAGAAUCAAGUUUUGAUUUGCUGACCGACAAAAUAUCAUUCCUUUGUUCACGAUCCCAUGACUUUGACAUCACUUCGGGAGAUGAAGAUGAGAAUGUGAAUAUGAAAAAUGUGCUAGUAUCUGCAGGUGGAGAUGACAUCGUCAACGUCGCUGCCAACAUUCCUUUGCCGUCGCAGGACAGUCCUGAGAUCAGGCAUAUCUAUUCGGCGACGCAUGUCCAAUCCCCCAAUACCACUGAUUCUCCAUUGCCUGUCUUUACGCCGAAGUCGUACACUCCUACCCAAGCCAUGGUUCCCGAAGACUUGCCGCAGGACGACGAGGUCUUUCCUUCGACUAGAGAUCCCUUGGUGACCCCAGCUCCGUCCAAGAGCCUUCAUCCUGUCGUACCACCUCCCAUUCAGGCGCUACGCAUUGUCAAGCGGACAAAGAAUGCGGCAGCAGCAGCGCCUCCUCCGGAUCGCCGUUUGUCCAGGCGACCUCCAGCUCACAACGAGAAGAAAACGUCGCUUCCAAUUCAAUCAGACAUACCUAAUUCGGCCCAGAUAGGCGAAUCUGAACACCAUGCUCCUGUUGUUGCACCGCACAAGCCGGUAUCAAGCGGUUCAUCUUCUGGCCCCCGUCGUGUGCUGCUGGCUGAGAGUAAGGAAGUGCCGCGCAAGGCUGGAGGAGUUGGACACAUGCCAAAAAACAACAGACCCAAGAAAGUAUUGCUAUCUGACGCAGUUGCGCAGUGGGGUCAUAUGCAGCCUGCAAAAGCAGCUGAUCUCAAUGCUGUCCGGGACGCCCUCAAGGCAAUUGGUACCGGGAAGCCCAAGGCACCAGCGAGGGACGUGAAAUGUGUUGUUCGACCUUCAGUCAAUGCUCACGUUGGGCAGAAGGAGAGUCGGCCAGCAUCUACCAUCCCGCGUCCAGUAUCAAGUACCUCUAGAUUGCCUGCUCCCGUUUUCGGUACCAAUAGAGCAGGUGCUGCAGCUGGAAAGGUGGCUAAGCCAGGCGUUGGGCUUCUUCGCCGAGUUGGUACUGGACUCUAACUACAUCUCCCUGCCUCAUUCUUUGCCAGCAUAUCGCUUUCGUGUGUCAUCAUCUCUGCAAGUUCUCGAACUCCAGAUCAUCACAUAUCUACUCACAGUCCAAUACGUACUCCAUCACUUGUAAUCUAUAUACGCAACUGUGCAUACAGG
Desarmillaria tabescens is the source of this 2109-nucleotide messenger RNA. RefSeq lists its product as uncharacterized. The record is from RefSeq and is a predicted model, not a curated record. Lineage: Eukaryota; Fungi; Basidiomycota; Agaricomycetes; Agaricales; Physalacriaceae. The transcript has 4 exons. The coding region runs from base 109 to 1959 and encodes 616 amino acids.